AUGGCCGCGGUCGCUGAGCCCCCUGCGGUGAUGGAGAAGUCGACCCACAGCUCGGCGGUCGAGGAGGACGGCGACGAGCCCUCGAGCCUGGUGGGAGGACAGCCCAUCAUCGACCACAAGAAGUACACCUUCUUCCAGGAGGCCUUCGACCUGGACUCCACCGAGGUCUUCAUCGACGACUUCGUCUGCGCGCGCAGGAAGAAGUUCCUCAUGCAGGGGCGACUGUACCUCUUCAACAAGCACGUGUGCUUCUAUUCGAACGUCUUUGGCGCCAACAAGGCGAAGGUUAUCCCCCUGCCAGAUGUCACCGCGGUCACCAAGGCCCGCACGGUCGGCAUCCCGAAUUCCCUCAAGAUCUCCGUCGGCGAGAAGCACGAGUUCUUCGCGUCGUUCCUGAACCGCGCGGAGGCCUACGACAAGAUCAUCGAGGCCUGGAUGGCCUGCUCGGGGAACGCAAAGGCCUUCCUGGCGACGCGGGAGAGCAAAAAGCACCUGUUGGCCAAGUUUGAGGACUCGGACAGCGAGGAGGACGAGAGGAGCGUCGUGUGGGAGCCCAUCAAGGGCCCGAUCCCGCCGCUCGACGCGGGGAAGGAGAGCCCGCAGCUGGUCCUGGAGACCACGCUGACGACCAGCGCGAGCCGCUUCUUCAACAUGCUGCUCGCCGACGACUCGAACUUCCAGGAGGCGUUCUCUUCGCAAGUGCUGGGCGACUGGGACGUGACGAUCAGCAAGUGGGGCGGCGAGCCGGACAUCGGCUACGUGCGCGACUUCACGUUCAUGAAGAAGAUCAAGAACGCGCCGAUGGGCCCCCCGAAGACGUUUUGCCACCAGACGCAGCGCCUGCGGGCGUACAGCGCGGACGGCAACGAGGCGAUCGUGCUGGACUGCUCGCAAGUGAUGAAGGACAUCCCGUACGGCGACCGCUUCUCGGUGUGCCAGCGCUGGGAGCUCGUCGAGGGUUCGGGCGGCGAGGCGUCGCUGAAAGUGUGGGUGUGGUGCCCGUUCUCCAAGGGCUGCAUGUUCAAGGGCGUCAUCGUGAAGCAGUCGACGAGCGAGACGCGCGAGACGCUCGAGUCCUGGGCCAAGUGCGCGGCGGAGCGCCUCGACCCGCGCAACAAGGCGCAGCCCGCAAUGGGCGAGAUGGACACCAUGAAGGCCGCGGCGCACAACGCCGAGGAGGGCGCGCGGCGGAGCACGGGCCUCCUGACGAAGCGGCUGCUGAAGUUCGGCGUCGCGGCGCUGCUCGUGGGGCGCGGCAACUUCAAGAAGGGUCUGCCGAUGGCGGGGAUGUUCCUGGCGGGGUCGCUGGUGGGGUGA
Molecule: messenger RNA, 1317 nt
Organism: Pedinophyceae sp. YPF-701
Lineage: Eukaryota; Viridiplantae; Chlorophyta; Pedinophyceae
Source: the annotation of a GenBank genome assembly